Messenger RNA from Spinacia oleracea (spinach), 2128 nucleotides. Its product is annotated as metal transporter Nramp3.2. The record is from RefSeq and is a predicted model, not a curated record. Gene Ontology annotation, cellular component: vacuolar membrane. Gene Ontology annotation, molecular function: manganese ion transmembrane transporter activity; cadmium ion transmembrane transporter activity. The transcript has 4 exons. Gene Ontology annotation, biological process: manganese ion transport; positive regulation of reactive oxygen species metabolic process; defense response to bacterium. NCBI's taxonomy places the organism in Eukaryota, Viridiplantae, Streptophyta, Magnoliopsida, Caryophyllales, Amaranthaceae. The coding region runs from base 91 to 1656 and encodes 521 amino acids.
AAAAAAAUCUGCGAAAUUGGUAGUGGUUACCUUUCUCUUCCCGCAUCUAUAAAUAUUCGUCGUUUCUUUUAAUCUCUCCCCCCCCCCCAAAUGGCAGAACCGUAUGAACCACUCCUCUCCGCCACCUCCACCGCCGCCUCUACCACCACCACCAACCAAUUAUUCGAGGAUGAGGGAGAAUUCGAACCAAACGAGAAAGUCCACGUGGUAGGAAUCAAAGAAAGCGACGCCGAAUUCGACGACUCUAAAACGCCGCCGUUUUCAUGGAAGAAACUCUGGUUAUUCACAGGGCCAGGGUUUCUGAUGAGCAUAGCAUUUUUAGACCCAGGAAACUUAGAAGCCGACUUGCAAGCCGGUGCGAUUGCAGGUUACUCACUUCUAUGGCUACUGUUUUGGGCCACUGCGAUGGGGCUCCUGAUCCAGCUACUUUCCGCCCGUUUAGGUGUUGUUACGGGUCGACACUUGGCGGAGCUUUGUCGGGAUGAAUACCCGGAUUGGGCCAGGUAUCUUUUGUGGGUCAUGGCGGAAGUUGCGUUAAUUGGGUCGGAUAUUCAGGAAGUUAUUGGAAGUGCUAUUGCUCUUAAGAUUUUGAGUCAUGGUUAUUUGCCUCUUUGGUGUGGUGUUCUUAUUACUGCCUCUGACUGUUUCCUGUUUCUAUUUCUCGAAAGCUAUGGUGUGAGGAAACUUGAAGCAGUUUUCGCUUUACUAAUUGGGACAAUGGGGCUUUCUUUUGCAUGGAUGUUUGGUGAAACAAAACCUAGUGGUUCAGAACUCCUUGUUGGUGUUGUAGUUCCAAAGCUAAGCUCAAAAACAAUACAACAAGCUGUAGGUGUUGUGGGCUGCAUAAUCAUGCCACACAACGUAUUCCUACAUUCUGCAUUGGUACAAUCAAGAGACAUUGACAAAACCAAGCGAGGAAGGGUUCAAGAGGCUAUCAAUUACUAUUCAAUCGAGUCAACUCUUGCCCUCGUUGUCUCUUUUAUCAUUAACCUCUUUGUAAUGACUGUUUUUGCUAAGUCGUUCUAUGGAACACCGGAGGCAGAGACAGUAGGCCUUUCAAAUGCUGGUUAUUAUCUGCAGGACAAGUACGGGGGAGGAUUGUUCCCGAUUUUAUACAUAUGGGCCAUUGGUUUGUUGGCAGCGGGCCAAAGCAGCACCUUAACGGGUACUUAUGCAGGGCAAUUCAUCAUGGGCGGGUUUUUGAACCUCCGGAUUAAGAAGUGGAUAAGGGCAUUGAUUACGCGGAGUUGUGCAAUUAUUCCAACGGUUUUUGUUGCUCUUCUGUUUGAUACGUCUGAUGACAUGCUCGAUGUCUUAAAUGAAUGGCUAAAUGUUCUGCAGUCUAUUCAGAUACCCUUUGCUGUCAUUCCACUCCUUUACUUGGUUUCUAAGGAGGAAGUCAUGGGUGCUUUUAGAAUCGGCCUUGUUCUUAAGACACUGGCUUGGCUUGUAGCAGCCCUGGUGAUCGUGAUCAAUGGAUAUCUGAUGGUUGAAUUUUUCUCCGGGGAAGCAAGAGGAUUAUUGUUUGGCUCCAUAGUAUGUGCUUUCACAGCUGCAUAUGUCGCGUUUGUCAUGUAUCUGAUUUGGAGGAGCAUUUCAAUCUCAUCCUGGUUUACCCCCAGUAAAACGAAGAACGUGGUUACCAUUGUAAAUUAAAACCACACCGAAUUACCCUAACAGUCAAACUAAUUAAUCUGCUCUUACCUUGCUCUCUCCAUGUUCGUGUUCCUGAUUGAGUUCGGUUAAUUUUCUUUUUCGGUUUGCAACCCUAAUUAUGAUUGAAGGGGGAAGGCCAGAUUUGUACAAAUCUAAGGAAGUGGCCUACUGUAUUUCUUAUUGUUCCUUUUUUAUAGAAAGGAAACAUAUAUUUAGUUGUAUUGUGUCGUAUGUAAUUAUGUAGUGGAAAGUUGUAUCACCGGCCGGAAAGUGAUUAUGUGCUUCCUUUAUUAUUAGGAGAAGAAGGGGAGUUUUAUACAGAAGUUCUGUAUUAUUCUCAGCAAAUUUGUAAUGCAAGUAGAUUUUGAGCAAGAUUGUAUAGUGAGUGCAAUAUUUAUUACAAUGUACUGUAACUCUGUAUUCUGUAAGGCUUGCUCAUCUUUUGCCAACCAGUAUGGAACCUCUUUCUGUA